UGCAGCUCCCAGCCUCGGCCAGUUCAACCCAGUAUGGAGCUAACUGGCCUUCUCCCUGUGCUGGCCUGGCUGCAGAUCCGCCCCUGGCUGGUGGCAUCUCACGGGACCGAGGGACCCGGUUCAUCCCCUGGCCCCCUGCCGCCCCCCACACUCUCUCUGGGCUCCCAGGACCCUGUGUAUUACCAGGGGGAGCGUGUUAACCUCAGCUGCUCCGCUCCCAGGGGUGAGGCAGUGACGGGAUACAGAUUCUACAGGGGAAGAGGGGGCCAGACCCCGGAGGAGCUCCCAUCUCCCAGCGGGGCAGCUCGGCUGGAGCUCAGGCCCGAGACGGGGAAUCAGGGGCCCUACACCUGCCAGUACUGGAGAAAGGAGUCUGGGCAGGAGAUCCCAUCCACAGAGAGUAACAAGGUCUAUAUAACCGUGCAGGCCCCCCCAGCAGCCCCCACACUCUCCCUGCACGCCCCACCCCCAGUCUAUCUCCCAGGGGAGCGUGUGACCCUCAGGUGCUCGGCUCCAGGGAGCGACAGGGUGCAGAGAUACAGGUUCUAUGGGGAACACGAGAGGCUGAUCCAUGACGAGGUCCCUGCCCCGGCUGGGGGCGCUGGGCUGGAGCUCGUGGCCGAGAUGGGGAAAGCCGGACCAUUCUCCUGUGCGUACUGGACCCUGCGAUCCGGGCGACAUAUCCUGUCAGAGAGAAGCCGGCCAGUGUCCCUGUCAGUGCAAGAUCCCCCUCCCCAGCCAGUACUGAGUGUGGAUCCCCCGUCCGGAGUGGUGAGCGAAGGGCUCCCCCUGCUCAUCACCUGCAUAGCCCCUGGGGACACCAGAGAGAGGAGGUUUCACUUCUACAAGGACGGAGCUGAGAUCGUCCCUGGGGACACAGGGUCUGAGAUCAGCACCACAGAGCCCAGCACCAGCUCCAUGAACUUCUCUGUGCUCAGCGUCCCACGAGCCAGUCCCAGCAACACUGGGGAAUUCACCUGCGGGUACGAGGCAAACAUGGGCAGGAGGUGGAUCCCAUCCCCCAGGAGCCAGGCUGUGAACAUCACCAUGACAGCCUGGUCUCUGCCCGUCCCCCUGGUGGCUGGGUGCGGUGGGGCUGCCACGGCUCUGGCGCUGCUGCUGCUGCUCAUCCCCCUCUGCAGGAAGAAGGCGGCAGCUACCCGCCGGCUCUCCACGUCAGCCGACAUCUCUGGAGUAAAUAUAUGUGGUGUCACAGGAGGGACACAACCAGUGUAUGUCAACAGACCCUCCGGGGCCGGCACAGGCGAGCAAUACCGUCUUUUCCAUGCUGACUCCCCCUAGCUCCAGGGCCCAGCAGAGAGGAGGAAAGGUCAUCUCGGAGGAUGUGG
Malaclemys terrapin pileata is the source of this 1349-nucleotide messenger RNA. Its product is annotated as Fc receptor-like protein 5. The transcript has 11 exons. The record is from RefSeq and is a predicted model, not a curated record. Gene Ontology annotation, biological process: cell surface receptor signaling pathway. Gene Ontology annotation, molecular function: transmembrane signaling receptor activity. NCBI's taxonomy places the organism in Eukaryota, Metazoa, Chordata, Testudines, Emydidae. Bases 34 to 1302 code for a protein of 422 amino acids.